Molecule: messenger RNA, 4974 nt
Organism: Argiope bruennichi
Lineage: Eukaryota; Metazoa; Arthropoda; Arachnida; Araneae; Araneidae
Product: myosin-14-like
Exons: 10
Coding region: 1-1512 (503 amino acids)
Source: RefSeq, a predicted model, not a curated record
AUGGCGCUGUUAAUGCAGCCACUUGGAGGUUUGAACACGAUGGAAUCCAAGGAAACUCCAAAAGAUGAAGAAAUACAACCCAAAAGUCGUACGAGCAAAAGGGCUGGUCGUAUGAAGAGCCUUUCUGUUCAGCAGAAGAGCAGCUCGGAACAAAAGAGCCUGGAAGGCACCGGCACCCUCAAAUCAGAAUGGUCGAAGAGGGAGAGCACCUUCAUCGAAUCCGCGGAAGCAGAGGGCAACCCCAGGGACAUCCUGAAUUCCAGGGUCGAAGAACUGGAACAACAACUCAAAGAAACAGAGGAACGGUAUAAACAGCUGACAGAAGAAACUCGUUGCGCCAAAGAACUGUAUGAGGCUGAGAAAGGGGAGUGCGAAGAUGUAGUUUUCGUGGCCAGGAGGAACGUGAAGAGGCUGGUGAACCAAAUCCUCGAGCGGCAGCAGCGCAAGAGGGAGCUCGCCCUCAGCAUAGAAAAAGCCGAUCAGGACGCCAAGACGGAGGAGCGACAAAGGAGCCAGCAGAGGGCAUUAGAAGAGGAAACCCUCACUAGGAACGUGGUUUUAUUGCAGACAAAAUUGCUUAUUCUGGAAGGAAAACGUUACGAGAGAGACCGUCUUGUCAAGAAAAUACAAGAAGCAGAGAAAGAAGUGAGUGCCUUAGACAAAAGGCAUGAGGAGGCGAUGCUAAAAGCCCGAGAAGAAAUGAGGGCCAAAUAUGAAAGGUUACAUGCCACUCUGGUACCUUGCGUUCGUGCAUUGUCUGAAAGCGUGUGGGAACUGUCGCGCGCCCAGCAGUUCGCGUCCCUCAGCGAGCGCCAGAGGAGCAUUGUGGAGACACAGGGGCGUUACCGAAAAGUAGUGCAGCUCUCCCUGCAGCUACGGGACAAAAAGAAGAAAUUACGAGAGCAGAGAGACGCCCUGCACAGAGAGAUGCAAGUGGAAGUGUCACUAGCAAAAGCCCUUGCAGCUAGAGCUGAAGUAGCUAGACAGGAAAUUUUGACAGCUGUUGGCAAAAUGCAUCAUGAAACAAUAGAAGAAGAUGACAGAGAGCCUGUAGUUAACCGACGAGAAGAAUUCGAAGCCCUCAUCAAAGAACUGGAAAAUGAAGUAUUUCACAAAAAAGAUAUAAAGAAAGAGCUGAAAUUGAUCGCAAAGGACCAGGUAAAAUACAAAAGGACUCUGGACGAGGAAGAAAAGAAAAAGAAAAUGCUGCGAGAGAAACUGCUCAGCAUGGCGCAGGUGGCAGAGAUGGUACUUGGUAGAAAAGCCAAGACCCGAGAGUCAACAAUUUCCUCCUCGACCACUUCAGAACAGUCGGAAUUCCUGGAGAAGAUGUCCACCAUUCUCCUGGAGACAACAAAGGCGGAGGGUGAGCCAGAAUCCGAGAGAGAUUUCAGAGGCGAACGUGGAGUUCCAUACAUAAAGGGUCUCCUAGGUCUGGUUCCAAGAGACAGCCCCAGAGAAUUCCAUGAAGGUUCGGUUAGGACCGGAUCUAUUCUAACAUCAGGAUUGUAGUCUGGUUUAGUCAACAGAAGUAUCCAGGCAAUCAACAGAUGUCUUCUCCGGCAGAAAAAAAAAUGAAAAAUCCAUUCAUCCUUCACCUUUGGAAUUUAGAACAUUCAUUCUUUUUUUACUUGUAGCGCACUCUACCUAUUCAUUGAAUGAGUUAGGUUUUAAGACCUGAAAUGAAAAAUAUUGUAAAAUUGUCAGCACAUUAUUACCCCCCCCCAUCAAAUAAUGCUUUUCAUGCUUCAGGUCGGAUGUUUCCAUAGGAAGGAGGAUCGAACAGAAAGGAUCGAUUCAAAAGAAGGAUCGUCAAUUGGAAUGCAUAAAAAUUCAUCAAAUAACUGCUUUUCCGUGACGCAUGGCUUCCACGACUAGAGAGACUAGUCUCCUCGAAAUUUUCCCACACACUCUAAUAAAGAUAUUAUCUCCGUCCUUCCUAUAAAAUAGUGCACCUCGGGCAUGACCGUGAAAAUCAUGAGAACUCAAAUUUUUUAUUUCACAUACCUGUACAUGAAGGUUUUGUACUUCAUAGUAUAAAGAAAAAGACCGAGUUAGGCACCUUUUUAUCUACCAAAAUUUGAUACAAAACUAAAAUUCCAGAAAUGAGAUCGCAUUGACAAAUGACAUUUAUCUAGAGUUGUUUUUUGGAGUUAUCGUGUUUGCAUAGAAAUGAAUGCACAAAUCAACAAAUAGACAUUCCUUUCAAGGAUUUGUUUCAAAAUUUGAUAACAAUCUGCAAUUUAAAUGUUGAAAUUGAGAACUAAAUUUGAUACAUCUAGCUAUGCGUUUUGUAGAUAGUGCACUUGCAAUUGGAUACACAGAUGAUCUUCCAUGCAUGGAUUUCGUUGAAAUUUGAUAGAAAUCUGUAUUCAGUCCACAUUCCAAAUUUCGCCCAUCUAGCUCAAAUUGUUUUUGAAUUAAGUUCACAGACAAAUGUGAUGCCACAAAUGUGUUUUCCGGUUUCAGGAAAGUCAGGAAAAAAAAAAAGAUAUUCUGUAAUAUAUAAAAGAUAUUCUGUAAUUAAAGAUAUAAUAAAAGAUAUUCUGUACAGAUAUUCUGUAAUUUCUACUUAUUAGAAACAGGAAGCUUUGAAUAGGAAAAUAUUAAACAUUACCGCUGCCUACAGAGGAUGUAUUACAGUUUCGAGUCAAUAAUGCAAGGUAGUCAAAAAUAUUAUCGUGAUAUUUUAUGACAUUUACAAAAUAUUGGGAAUAUUAAACAAUAUGGUAAAAAUAUUGUAAGAUAAGUUUGCGCUGCCAGAGAAAAAGUAGCAUACAGAAAAGCAAAUGUCCCUUUCAUUAACUAGAGUUUAAUUGCAUAACUUCAUCCACUAUUCCCAUAACGAAAGAAUCCCGAUCUGGUGAUCAGCGUGGUUGCACUGACAAACUGCUCCGUAAUUUCUAAUUAUUUCAAUAAAACUUAUUUCCAAUGCACAACAUGACAUCAUACUUUAUUAGCAUGAUUUCCCCUCCCCCCCCCCAAAAAAAAGUUAUGUCUUACAACAGUAUGGUUGUCUGGACAAGUUUUAUGUAUUUCAUGUGAUGAUUCUUGGCUCUGUUUAUAUUAAUAGAACAUUAAAUUGUUGAGUAGAUGAACUGUCUUAGCUAAAGUCAAAGAUCACACUUGCUAAUCUCAACUAGAGACUUUUUUCGAGGAACCAAACCUUACAUCUGUUUUUAUCUACAAGACGAAAGGACUCGAAUCUUUCAGAUUUCUAAAGAUACAGAAAUUAUUAGAACAUUCUAGAACAAACGAGAAAUAACAGAAAGUAAAUCAAUAUAAAAAAUAUGCAAAUUUUUAGGCAAUUUGUCUGUAGUCAGAUACGAACUUGAGAAUUGUCGCUUUCAAUUCAUAGCAUUUUAUCACUGAGCCAUUUAGUCCCCACCAUGUUAGAACAAGUUUCGUUAGAAUAUUUAUUAUGUGUAUCAAAUUCUUGUGUCACACUUGCUUUCUUUUUUUCGUAUAUCUAUUUAACUCAAUUAAAUACAGUUAUAUCUCACUUAGUGAGCAUUUCCCAUAAUGAAGAAUUCGCAUAAAGGACAAAAAAAAUGUAUAAAAAUUGACUCUCUAAAACGAGCGAUGUAUCGCAGAAUGAUAACAAGAAGACAUGAUGACGUCACAUGUAGGAUUGAAUUGUAUCUCGGUUAUCAAAAUGCUUGUUUUAAGAAACACUUUAUUUCUUUAUGGAAGAAGCUUUGGCCAAACAGCAUUGUCGAAUGGGAGGUUUCAGCAUGUGUCUGAGAAAUUUUAAUCAACAAUAUUUUCUCUGGGCAUGAUUAUGCGAUUAGAGGUGAAAAACAACAACAAUGAGCUGGUGGAAGAACAUAAUCAGAACUAAGGAAGAGCAUAUGGAAUUGCAUUCUGCAUCACAAUAAAAAGUUGUGAAUGAAAUUAGGCCAAGAGGAGGGAAAAUAAUAACUUUAACACAGCAAAAGCCUUUCAGUGAAAUAAGGGAAUUGCUGAAAACGUGCAAAAUUAUUGCAUCGUUCAGUGAGAAGCAUCAUCCUAUCAGAUAAUAAUGAGUCCAAUUUUCACAAAAUUUUGAAGUGUAGUUCAAGACAAAUGCCUGUAGACAAUUUUCUUGUAAAAGAAAACACACAUUAUACACAAUAAACUAUACACCCUUGGUUUCAGAAUCCCAAGACUAACAGUUUUUGACAAUUUCACUUCACUAAGAGGUGGUACUCAGAAACGUAUGCAGUUAUUACAUUUCCUAAUUCCUCAAUUAAUCUGAGUUCACCCUAUUUCUAAAUGUAAACAUCUCCUCCUUACAUCUUUCCUCAAACUCCCUUUUUGACGAAAUAAGCACCUCCUGAAGUAUUUGCAAAAAUGUUCUGAAUCUGAGAAUGAGCAGUAAUUAUAAAGUUAUUUGAGUAUAUUUUUCGGAAUGGAAUGAAUCAUUUUAUUUUAUAUUCAUUCCUAAAGAAGAAAAAAAAAAACAUUUUUGCAAAAAGAAUAUUUCAAUACAAUUAAAAUUCAGAAACAAAUUAUGCUAGUUAAGUGAAGUUCCAUUGCUUUUCAUAAAGUUUCAUAUAAAAUACUGCAUAUCUUUUUCAUCACAAAAGAGAUUUAUUGUACAGAAAAUUUCAACAAUUUUAUUCAAUGCAGAAACCUUAGAAAUAAAAUGUGCAACUUUCAAAACAUUUUAAGGAUAUAAGAUUAUUGUAUCUGGCAUAUAUUUGUGUGCAUUUUGAUGCCUGUUACAUUGAUAAGUAAAUAGUUCGUAUCAUUAUAUGUGCUCAGAAAUAAUAUGUGCUCAUACAAUAAUAUGAGCAUAUAUCAUUAUAUGUGCUCAUAUUAUUGUAUAUGGCAUAUUUGUGUGCAUUUUGAUGCCUGUUACACAGAUGAGUAAAUAGUUCAUAUCAUUAUAUGUGCUCAGAAAUGAAAUUACUGAUGUAAUAAUUAAGGACCUGAACAAUUGUAUUUGUUUGUUCAUGCUUCAUCUUGUAUUAACAAAAGUGAAAUAUCAAU